GAAGUGAUAAUCAGUACGUGGCCUUUUUAUGUUGGUCGUUAAAGGGAGUCGCUGCACAUCAUUACAACAUGGAACUCGAAGCUAUGACAAGGUACACCAGCCCGGUGAACCCGGCUGUGUUCCCUCACCUGACCGUCGUUCUGCUGGCCAUCGGCAUGUUCUUUACCGCCUGGUUCUUUGUUUAUGAGGUGACUUCAACAAAAUACACCAGGGACGUCUACAAAGAGCUGCUGAUCUCCCUUGUGGCUUCACUUUUUAUGGGCUUUGGGGUGCUAUUUUUAUUACUCUGGGUCGGCAUCUAUGUAUGAAGAGACUCGCUUAAAGUAAUAUGACACAUUCCAGGACAAAAGACAUCACCGACUACCCAAACUGGAUUCUGGAUUAAAUUGGACUGCACUGACAAUAUUUUGGGAUCAUAUGAAUGGAGUCAGGUUUUGUUUUCUCAAGUAAAGAGGAUUUGUACAAA
Solea solea (common sole) is the source of this 466-nucleotide messenger RNA. It is a transcript of the gene tmem258, whose product is annotated as transmembrane protein 258. Gene Ontology annotation, biological process: protein N-linked glycosylation. The record is from RefSeq and is a predicted model, not a curated record. The coding region runs from base 69 to 308 and encodes 79 amino acids. Gene Ontology annotation, cellular component: membrane-bounded organelle. The transcript is spliced from 4 exons. Lineage: Eukaryota; Metazoa; Chordata; Actinopteri; Pleuronectiformes; Soleidae.